ACCGGCACGGCGACCGGCAGCAGCUCUACGGCUGUGCCAGGCACAAACACUGCUUCCCUCGUGCCGCCGGUGGGCGCAGACGAUGAUCCAAGCAAUGAGUCGGAUGCAAACUGCGGCAAGAUCCAGGUUCGGAGCUACCUAGCCCCUAGGAUAGUGAAUGAAGUCGUUGCUGCCCUGACGGAACCACAAAAAAAGUUGUUUGUUGAGAGGGGCCUUGGCGCCAUGCUGUCACUCCCUGAACUUGUGAACAUAGACCGUUAGUACAGUUUCUGGAAUGCUACUAGGAUAGAUCCGGUUAGGAAAACAGUCAGGCUGGGUGAUGGCAGUUCUCGGCUGGUGAUGGCUGAUGCUGUUAGGGAUGUAGUAGGUGUGGGGACGGGUGACAGGGAGAUUCCCUUCCCCCAUGAGCCGAGCUGCGUCGAUCGUGAUAUCUUCAGGGACGUGUGUGCCGGUUUGGGACUAGAUGAGACGCUGGAUAAGAUUAGCUUGCAAAUGCUGCGGUCCGUGCUUGCUUCCCCAGGUGAUCUAAGUGUCGAUUUUGAGUCCAACUGGCAAUGUGCUGCAUUUGCUCUCCUUUGCACUGCUUGCUUGUUCAAUCCUAGAGUGAAUCGGAAGGACGACCCGAUCAGCCCGGAAGUGUUCAUUGUUGUGCGUGAUCCAUCGAAGAUGUUUGAGUUUGAUUGGUGUGGAUACAUAAAAGUUGUUAUCAUGGCUGGUGUGACUAAGAUGCACGCUGAUCUCAAUGCUGGGGCGACGACGGUUCAGUUGCAAGGGUUCCUAAUGGUUCCUCAGGUAAUCACAUUUGCAAGGCUGAGGACUUCCAGCUGCUCGCUGGUUUGGACGCUGAUCGUUGAAGUAUUGGUUGACACAGGUUAUAUGGCAAGGCGAGGAUAAGGUUUGUCGGUGAAGAUGUCGCCAUAGGGGACUCGGUGAACCAGGGGUUGCCUCCUGUUGUGGAUGUUGACGCUGCUCCAGUUGUUGCCCCAGCUGAAACUGUCGUUUCACUGUCUGAAGUGGCCGGGUGGCAGG
This is a messenger RNA of Triticum dicoccoides, 1029 nucleotides long. RefSeq lists its product as uncharacterized. Lineage: Eukaryota; Viridiplantae; Streptophyta; Magnoliopsida; Poales; Poaceae. The record is from RefSeq and is a predicted model, not a curated record. Bases 340 to 894 code for a protein of 184 amino acids. The transcript is spliced from 3 exons.